Messenger RNA from Tarenaya hassleriana, 4399 nucleotides. Its product is annotated as kinesin-like protein KIN-4C. The coding region runs from base 333 to 4202 and encodes 1289 amino acids. The record is from RefSeq and is a predicted model, not a curated record. Gene Ontology annotation, biological process: microtubule-based movement; mitotic spindle organization. The transcript is spliced from 27 exons. Gene Ontology annotation, molecular function: ATP binding; microtubule motor activity; microtubule binding. Lineage: Eukaryota; Viridiplantae; Streptophyta; Magnoliopsida; Brassicales; Cleomaceae.
UCAAAAGACCGUUUGUUUCUCUGUUCCUUUCUCGCUUUCUCUCUCCUCUCCUGGAAAUUCGAAUUCUUUUCUUCGUUCAUUUUCUCUGUUUUUGGAUUCGUGUGAUUUCCAGCUCCACAUCUGUUGAAUCUCCUGUAUCGGGGUCGGAUCUGCACCUUCCUCGCCUUUGAUUUUCUGGGUUCUGAUUCUGUUUUUUUUUUCCGGGCGGUGUUUUGUAUCCGAAUUCGCAUUAGGGUUUCGUGGGUUUUGUUUGGAUUUUGCUCCGGGAGUUCUCGGAUCUGCAUAAGGGUUUCGUGUUCUUGAGCUUUCGUCUUGGUUUUCCACCGCUGGAGAUGGAUAAUCCGGAGUGCGUAAGAGUCGCCGUCAAUAUUCGUCCAUUGAUUACACCUGAGCUUCUCAACGGGUGCACAGAUUGCAUCACCGUCGUUCCGGGUGAGCCGCAGGUUCAAAUUGGAUCACAUUCUUUCACAUACGAUUUCGUGCUUGGUAGUUCUGGAUCUCCUUGUUCCAGAAUCUAUGAUAGUUGUGUGGCUCCGCUGGUCGAGGCAUUAUUCAAAGGAUACAAUGCCACGGUUCUGGCAUACGGGCAGACUGGUUCGGGAAAGACUUAUACGAUGGGCACUAAUUAUAAUGGCGAAGGAACAAACAUGGGUGUCAUACCGAGGGUGAUGGAGGAUAUAUUUAAAAGGGUCGAAACAACCAAAGACUCGACAGAAUUUUUGAUACGGGUUUCAUUCAUCGAGAUUUUCAAGGAAGAAGUUUUCGACUUGCUUGACUCAAACUCAAUUGCAUCCUUGAAAAGUGAAGUGGCAGCUCAGUCAAAGCCAACUGCUCUCUCAAGGCCUCCUAUUCAAAUAAGAGAAACUGCAAGUGGGGGAAUCACCCUAGCUGGUGUUACCGAAGCCGAAGUUAAGACAAAAGAGGAGAUGGCCUCGUAUCUAGCACGGGGUUCAAUGUCGCGUGCUACUGGCAGCACAAAUAUGAAUAGCCAGUCAAGCCGUUCUCAUGCCAUUUUCACAAUCACCGUGGAACAAAAGAAGACUUCAAGUUGUUCUUCCAUUACAACUGAUGAUGCUGGUGAUGACAUAUUGUGCGCAAAGCUUCAUUUGGUCGACUUAGCGGGGUCUGAACGGGCAAAGCGAACGGGGGCUGAUGGCAUGCGCCUGAAAGAAGGAAUUCACAUCAACAAAGGCCUAUUAGCACUCGGGAACGUGAUAAGUGCUCUAGGUGAUGAUAAAAAAAGAAAGGAAGGAGCUCACGUUCCGUACCGUGACAGCAAGCUAACCCGUUUGCUCCAGGAUUCUCUUGGAGGCAACAGUAAGACGGUGAUGAUUGCUUGUGUCAGUCCAGCUGAUACAAAUGCUGAGGAAACAUUGAACACAUUGAAAUACGCAAAUCGGGCUAGAAACAUUCAAAAUAAAGCAGUUAUAAAUCGGGACCCAUCGGCUGAACAAAUUCAAAGAAUGCGGAGCCAAAUUGAGCAACUGCAGUCAGAACUCUUGUUUUAUCGAGGUGAUGGAACUGCAUUUGAUGAGCUUCAGAUUCUCAAGCAAAAGGUAUCAUUGCUAGAAGCAAGCAAUAAUGAGCUGCAACGGGAACUUCAGGAAAGGAGAGUCGCCUGCGAGCAUUUAUCAAAGCGUGCUUAUGAUUCUCAGGUUGAAAAGGACAAACUUAUAAUGACUAUUGAAUCUGUUCGCAAUGGUAAAUCUCUGGAUGAGAUUGAAUCAUGUCCGAACCAGGAUUUUGAUUUGCUGAAAACCUAUGUCUCAAAAAUUCAAGAGUUAGAAGGAGAAUUGCUGCAUAUCAAAAGUUUGAAGAACCCCAAGAAAUUUCAAUAUGUUGAUUCUGUUGAUUCUGAUGAUGAUGGGCUCCGCUCGGGGAAUGUCUUGUUCCCAACAUCUAACGUGUCAUCCGAUUGCGAAGACAUAGUUAUUGAUGUUUCAGAUGCAGAUGAAAUUGAAUUUCGUGAAAAGGAGCUUGAACAUUGUUCACUUCAAGAAAAGCUAGACAGAGAGCUAAAGGAAUUGGAUAAGAGGCUUGAAGAAAAGGAGGCUGAAAUGAAACAUUACUCAAACGCUGAUACAUCGGUUAUCAAGCAACACUAUGAGAAGAAAGUACAUGAAUUGGAAGAUGAGAAAAGAUCAUUGCAGAAAGAAAUUGAAGAUCUGAGGCAGAAACUUGCUAGCAUAUCAUCUACUUCAGGUGAUGCUGCCUGGAAACUUAAGGAAGAGUAUCUUCAGAAGCUGAACAUGCUUGAGGCUCAGGUUUCUGAGCUGAAGAAGAAACAAGAUGCACAAGCUCAGCUCUUGAGGCAAAAACAGAAAAGUGACGAGGCAGCAAAAAGACUGCAUGAUGAGAUACACAGAAUUAAGUCUCACAAGGUGCAAUUGCAGCAAAAGAUUAAGCAAGAGUCAGAACAGUUCAGGGUUUGGAAGGCAUCAAGAGAAAAGGAAGUCCUGCAGCUCAAGAAAGAGGGAAGAAGAAAUGAGUAUGAGAUGCACAAACUCAUGGCUUUGAAUCAAAAACAGAAAUUGGUUUUACAAAGGAAGACAGAAGAGGCUGCUCAAGUCACGAAAAGGCUAAAAGAACUUUUAGAAACUCGGAAAGCUUCUUCACGCGAAACAUCAGGUGCUGCAAGUCUUAAUGGUCCUGGAACUCAGGCAUUAAUGCAAGCUAUUGAGCAUGAACUCGAAGUCAUAGUACGGGUUCACGAAGUCCGUUCCGAAUAUGAGAGGCAAAUGGAAGAGAGAGCAAGAAUUGCCAAAGAAAUUGCUAGACUAAAGGAAGAAAAUGAAAUGCUCAAGAAUGCUAAAAUUACCAGGGAUCACAGCCAAACAAUGUCUCCGGGUGCAAGAAACUCGAGAAUUUUUGCUCUCGAGAAUAUGCUUAAAACUUCAUCGAAUACUUUGGUCUUCAUGGCAACACAGUUAUCUGAAGCAGAAGAACGUGAACGUGUAUUUAGUGGAAGAGGACGCUGGAACCAUGUUCGGUCUCUAGGUGAUGCAAAGAGUAUCAUGAAUCAUCUGUUCAAUCUGGUAUCCUCUUCAAGGUGUCUAGCCCGGGAUAAAGAAGUCGACUGCAGAGAAAAAGAUAUUCAGAUAAGAGAUCUGAAAGUUAAAGUAGUAAAGCUUAGCAGUUUGGCUAGACAUCUGGAAAUGCAGAAAGCAGAACUCCUUCAUCAAGUGAAGGCACAGAGCUCUGCUUUGAAACAACAUUCGGAGGAUAACCUAAAUGGUGGGCGCAAGCAUGGCCUGAAAAAACAGGAUCCCCGGAAAUCGGUUGUUAUAGUAGAGGAUAUGGAUAUCUCUGAUUCAGAAGAAUCUGAGCAUGAAUGGGAAGACCCGGAUGACGACGAGUGGAUUGCAUCGGGCAAGAAGCAGAAUAAGAAAAGAAGUUUCAAAGUGGGACGACGUCUGAGUGUGGCAUUGAAGCGAUCAGACUACGAGACUUCAGAAAGCUUGGAAGACUCGGGAGCCGAACCAAAAGGAACCACCGCUGCUGUUUGCUGCACAUGCUCCAAGAGCUCUCUGUGCAAGACAAUAAAAUGCCAAUGCCGAGCUGUCAACGGAGCUUGUGGAGCAUCAUGUGGUUGUUCAGCAAAAAGAUGCUCCAACAGAUCUGAAGACGGAAAAGAGAAUGAUUCGGUGUCACAAUUGGAGGCAUCGGAUAAUGGGGAGAAUUCGCAAGAAUCUGAUGAAACGGAAGGUGAUCGAGCCCUUGCUUCACGUGGAGCUAGACUGCUACGGAAUGCCUUUGCUGACAAGGCAGCCGAGACCAAUGGUGAUGAUGGCGCUACAUCAAGGAGAAAACCUCUAUCAGACAUAGGAAACACAACGGGAAAGUCGAAUGUGCCAAAGCCGAAUCAGAGAAAGAAAUGGAAGAAGACAGUGCUCCAGCUUGUUCCAGUGGCUCCACCUCCAUCACGAGACGAACCGAACAAUACACUGCCUGUGAAAACCGAAGCAUUGAGAAAAGCCGAAAGUUCAGAAGCAGAGUCCAACACCAUCGGUCUGAAGCUACCGAGGGCGAUGAGGUCAGCAUCUUCAAACGGAAUCAACUUGUUGAGGGAGAGGAAUUCUGGCCGAACCAAUGGCUCGGGAGUUAACAAAGAAGUUGGUGCUGGUGAUGUUAGUGUUGAGCAGACCAGUUCGGUUCAGCCAAGUAGAAGUUCAGACGAGAAGGAAAACCACAGUCGCCCAUAGACAAUGUAAGAAAGACCGAUCCAACACUGUUACAGUUGGAUUUUCAUGUCUUGUAAGCUUUGUAUGCCAGUUUCCUGAGGGUGUAAUCUCAAUUAACAUUUGAAACUAUGUCAUUGAUUGGGCACAGGAAGCGACAGACAUCUACUCUUGAAAAACUUCUUAGACAAACCCCCCGAAAGUUCAAGAGUUUUACGAUU